GUGCCCCCACUCACAUUGGUUCCUGGGCUUGCAGUGGUACUUGCAGAAAUAAAAAAAUAAAAAGCUACAAACUAAUGGUUGGUGAAUAUUCGAGCGGUUGUUGUGUAUAAUAAUUAAUAUCAGCCCUUAAAGAAGGCUAAAGAGACGAGUGCGAGAGAGCGAGCGAGAGAGAGAGAGAGUUAAGAUAACAGAUAUGGAGCAAGUGAAGGGAGUGGUAAAGCACAUAGUCCUGGCCAAGUUCAAAGAAGGAGUGACCGAAGAAGAAAUUGAGAAACACAUAAAAGACUACGCCAAUCUGCUCAACCACAUCGAACACAUGAAGUCUUUCCACUGGGGGACAGACGUGAGCAUCGAGAACCUUCAUCAAGGUUUCACUCAUAUCUUUGAGAUUACUUUUGAGACAUUAGAUGGCCGAUCAGCGUAUGUAGCUCAUCCUGCUCAUGUUGAUUUUGGCACUGCUUUCUUGACUAUCUUGGAGAAAAUCGUCGUGGUCGAUUUCGUGCCCACGCUCGUUAAACUCUAAAUUGUUCUGGGCAGCACGAUUAACAGGCUCCUGCUGCGCUGCAUGUUCUAUAUACCGGCAUGCUUGCUAGCUUUUAAAUUGUAUGCAAUAAACGGAGGCCUAUGUUGAACCUCCAUUUGUUUGUGUGUAUUCUGGAUCUUAAUCUAAUAAUGGCAAUCGUCAUUUGGGACUUUGUAUCAGUGAUUUAAAGACUUGUUUCUAUGAUCA
Molecule: messenger RNA, 730 nt
Organism: Populus trichocarpa (black cottonwood)
Lineage: Eukaryota; Viridiplantae; Streptophyta; Magnoliopsida; Malpighiales; Salicaceae
Product: stress-response A/B barrel domain-containing protein HS1
Exons: 2
Coding region: 194-523 (109 amino acids)
Biological process (GO): pollen tube adhesion
Source: RefSeq, a predicted model, not a curated record